AUGGUACAGAAAAGUAGUAUGUCCAGGACGCCUUCGACCUCAACCCAGGAGAUCCAAAUGGACAUGUUCGACCAUCAUCCUCACACACAGGGAAAGUAUGCCAAGAGGAAGAGCCGAUUUAAGCGCUCAGAUGGAAGCACCUCCUCUGACACCACCUCGAACAGUUUCGUCCGACAGGGCUCUGCAGACUCCUACACCAGCCGGCCGUCAGACUCAGACGUGUCCCUGGAGGAGGACCCAGAAGCUCUGAGGAAGGAAGCAGACAGACAGGCCCUUGCCACGCUCGAGAAAGCAAAGACCAAACCUGUGGCGUUUGCUGUGCGGACAAAUGUCGGUUACAACCCCGGCCCCAGUGAUGACGUUCCUGUGCAGGGCAUGGCCAUAUCCUUUGAAUCCAAAGACUUCUUGCACAUUAAAGAGAAGUACAACAACGACUGGUGGAUCGGUCGUCUGGUGAAGGAGGGCUGUGAGGUUGGCUUCAUACCCAGCCCUGUGAAACUGGAGAACACCCGUCUGCUUCAGGAGCAGAGGAUGAGACAGAACCGACUCAGCUCCAGUAAAUCUGGAGGAAGCUCCAGUCUGGAUGUUGCCACUGGAACCCGCAGGCCCACCCCUCCUGGCACAGGUGGCCCAGCUAAACAGAAACAGAAGUCGAUGGAGCAUGUCCCCCCCUAUGACGUGGUUCCCUCCAUGAGACCCAUCAUCCUAGUCGGACCGUCGCUCAAAGGCUACGAGGUGACAGACAUGAUGCAGAAAGCGCUCUUUGACUUUUUGAAACACAAGUUUGAGGGCAGGAUAUCCAUCACACGGGUGACAGCAGACAUCUCCCUGGCCAAACGUUCAGUCCUCAACAACCCCAGCAAACACACCAUCAUCGAGCGCUCCAGUACCCGCUCCAGCUUGGCGGAGGUGCAGAGUGAGAUUGAGCGUAUCUUUGAGCUGGCCCGCACCCUUCAGCUGGUCGCUCUGGAUGCGGACACCAUCAACCACCCCUCUCAGCUGUCUAAGACCUCCCUGGCUCCCAUCAUUGUCUAUAUCAAAAUAGCCUCACCUAAGGUUCUCCAGAGGCUCAUCAAAUCCAGGGGGAAGUCCCAGGCUAAACACCUAAAUGUGCAGAUGGUGGCAGCAGACAAGUUGGCUCAGUGCCCACCUGAACUGUUUGACAUCAUCCUGGACGAGAACCAGCUGGAGGAUGCUUGCGAGCACCUGGCUGACUACCUGGAGGCCUACUGGAAGGCGACACACCCUCCGAGCAGCAACCCUCCCAAUCCUCUGCUCAACCGCACCAUGGCCACGGCAGCCCUGGCCGCCUCUCCUGAACCCGUCUCCAACCUGCAGGGGCCGUACCUGGUACACGGUGAGCAGAAGCGGGAAGGGCAUCUGACAGAGUGCGGUGGGAGUGGCACUCUGCAUGACUAUCAGACAGACCUGGGAGGAAAACCUCAGCAGCAGCAGCAGCAGACGUACCUGCGCUCUUCCCGUGGCCAACUACGAGGAGGGAGCGGCCGAGGACUGUCACGGCAGGACACCUUCGACUCAGAGACGCAGGGCAGCCGGGACUCUGCCUACACCGAGGCCGGCGACUCGUGCAUGGACAUUGAGACUGACCCCUAUGAAGAGCCCGAGCCCUACCGAGGAAGCGGGGGCAGUCGCCUCCACCUGGCGCAGCAUCACGGUCGGCAGGCCUCCUGGGAAGAUGAAGGUGCUGAGCCAGACCAGGAAAACCUGAACCACCCUCCGAUGCCAAGCCAGACGCAGCCGCAUGGACGUGCCAAGCUGAGGGAGCGUUACUGCCAGGAACCCGUGGACACGGGGGCCAACAUGAGCCGCAACAAGAACCAGGACGACUGGGGAAGGGACGUCUACAUCCGCUGAGCACACAUCAUACCACUGAGGCAAAGGAAGCUUCUGGACAGACUGAGAGCAGGGAGAGAUGAAGGGGGUUCAGAGGAAACUGAAGUGUGGGUUUGGGGCCAUGCCAGUCAGGCUAAACAAAUUAAUCUGUUUACAUCCCAGUAUAAUGUAAAGAAAUACAUCAACUGCCAGAUGCCAUUCUCGUCAACUUCUUCUUGCAAUUCAAUUUAUUUAUGUUUAGAAAAAAAUAUAUUGGUCUGUUUUUUGUUUCCUAUGUUAAUACUGCAUGAAUAUCAUAGAUUUCUAUACUGACAGCACGAGGACAGUAAUUGUUACGAUUGUGAAUCUAUGAUUGUGAUCUGUAUGACUCAAUCUCUCCUUCAAUUGUAGAGUGUGAAGGCUGGUAGAGCUGUAGUCUGUCGUGUCUGUCCUCUGCAGUCUUAAACAGGGUCUAAUGUCACCGUCCCCAUGUACAGUGUCAGGGUUUCUCUUUACCUUAAUCUCACUCAGUGCUUUUGGAUUUCAGGGUUUCCGCCUAUUCUAAGAUCCACAAGUUAUGAGUUUCUCACCUCCACUCUAUCACCCAGACCUUAAAAAAAAAAAAAAAAGAAAAGCUGGUGGAGAAGUUGCCAUAUUUAAACAUGAGAAUUUAUCACUGUUGCUACGCUCAUGUCAGCUUGAUAACAACAAAGAAUACACUCCAAAGACGUUUACUUCUUCCCUGACGUGGUUCAGCCACUGUACCCGACUGUACACGUUUGACCCAGUCCUCCCAUUUCUGUUUUUCUCUUCCUCGUGGGUGCUGAGGCCGCCCGCUGUAUUCACUUGUUCUCUGGUAACGUUAGUGCAGCUUUUAAAGCAGCACUGCAGUUGUAGUUGUGUGAAUGAAAUGUCCUGCCUUAGUCACUCCCACCCUUAAAAAAAUAAAUAAAAACACCCUCAUUUAAAAAAAACUCCAAUCACAAGUGCCGGAAUGUCUCGCCAAGCCAUGUCCACCACUGCUACGGUGGGAUGUCUUAACUCUUGUUACACUCGUUUUCAUGCCAUGUCUGUGUCUUUUCGUGUCUUGUGGCUACUCUGCACCGUAGCCCGUUGCUGUCGCUCCAGCACAUCUUGUUUUUCUUUGCACCAGCUUCGUCGUCUGUUUUUCAGGGCUAAUGGUUAUAUAAAAAGUACUCGUGUGUGGUUAUUCACUCCCAACUUCACCCCCAAACAGCUAGCUAGUCUGAUAUUAAAUACCACUCUCUUCUUACUCUUUGAUUUCUGACUGAAUUAGUGUUGAUUUUUCUUUUCUUCCUGUGGACAUUUGCAAUUUUCUUUUCUUUUCUUUAUUUUUCUUUAUCUUCAUUUUUUUUUUUUUUUUUUAAAUCUUCAGUUCUUGUGAGGUAGUGAGAGGCGUAUCAAGUGGGUGGGGGGUGGGAAAGGGGGUUGGAUCAACUUUGGUCUUUACUCAGUUAUCUAUAAUGGAGAAUCCAUGAAUGUCUUUGGCGGGCUGCUUCGGCCUGUCCCUGUUUUCAGUUGAAUAAAUAAAUAUUAAAUAAUGAUCAGUAAAUAAUGUUAUUGUUGCGUUAUCGCAAUUGUUAAAAAUAUGAAAUAACAUGUAUCAUUGGUGCCUGAUUGUAGCUACAUUUUGCUUUUUCUGCCUUUCAUUUUUAAUCUGUGGAUAAAUUCGUAUUUUAAUUAAAAAUUUAAGCAGA
Messenger RNA from Scomber scombrus (Atlantic mackerel), 3551 nucleotides. It is a transcript of the gene cacnb1, whose product is annotated as calcium channel, voltage-dependent, beta 1 subunit. NCBI's taxonomy places the organism in Eukaryota, Metazoa, Chordata, Actinopteri, Scombriformes, Scombridae. The transcript is spliced from 14 exons. Gene Ontology annotation, biological process: regulation of voltage-gated calcium channel activity; calcium ion transmembrane transport; neuromuscular junction development. The record is from RefSeq and is a predicted model, not a curated record. Bases 1 to 1875 code for a protein of 624 amino acids. Gene Ontology annotation, molecular function: protein binding; high voltage-gated calcium channel activity. Gene Ontology annotation, cellular component: voltage-gated calcium channel complex.